Trifolium pratense (red clover) is the source of this 2276-nucleotide messenger RNA. Its product is annotated as subtilisin-like protease Glyma18g48580. Gene Ontology annotation, molecular function: serine-type endopeptidase activity. The record is from RefSeq and is a predicted model, not a curated record. The annotation marks the transcript as partial. The transcript has 11 exons. Gene Ontology annotation, biological process: proteolysis. NCBI's taxonomy places the organism in Eukaryota, Viridiplantae, Streptophyta, Magnoliopsida, Fabales, Fabaceae.
UACUUGGGAGCACAUUCUCAUGGUCAUGGCCCUCACCCUACAUCUGUUGAACUUGAAAUUGCUACUAAUUCUCAUUAUGAUUUACUAAGUUCAACCUUGGGAAGCCGGGAGAAAGCAAAAGAAGCAAUAAUUUAUUCAUAUAACAAACACAUCAAUGGCUUUGCUGCGUUACUUGAAGAGGAACAAGCAACAUAUAUUGCAAAAAAAGUAAAUGUAGUGUCAGUGUUCUUGAGCAAAUCUCAUAAACUGCACACUACAAGGUCAUGGGAAUUUAUUGGACUACAAAGAAACGGUAAGAGUACUGCAUGGCAAAAGGGGAAGUUUGGUGAAAAUACAAUAAUCGUAAACAUUGACUCGGGUGUUUGGCCGGAAUCCCAGAGUUUUAUCGAGAAAGGAUUUGGACCUAUCCCAUCAAAAUGGCAUGGAGGAAAAGCAUGUCAAAUUAGUCAAUUCGGAAAACUCAAGAAAAAUCCUUGCAACAGUGAUGGUGUUGAUAUAUUAUCACUUUCAGUUGCUGGCCAAUAUCUUGUCUAUCCUGAAGAUAUUUUCACAGAUGAGGUUUCAAUAGGUGCAUUCCAUGCACUUUCUAGAAACAUAUCAGUAGUUGCCUCUGCAGGGAACGAUGGACCAACCGAAGGAAGCGUGGUGAAUAUAGCUCCAUGGGUAUUCACAAUUGCUGCUAUCACGGGAGCUAGUCUUUUUGUAACCUUACCGCCUAAUAAGUCGUUUUCUCUGAUUCUUGGUACGGAUGGUAAACUUGCCAAUGCGACAGAUCGUGCUGCGCGACUUUGUAGGCCCGGAACACUUGAUCCUUCAAAAGUGAAGGGCAAAAUAGUGGGAUGUGAUCGAGAAGGAAAUAUAAAAUCAGUUGCUGAGGGUCAGGAAGCUUUAUCAGCAGGUGCCAAGGGAAUGCUUUUGAGCAAUCGACCACAACAAGGGAAAACAACUCUUGCUGAGCCUCAUGUUUUGUCUUGUGUGGGUAACGGGCAAGAUGAAAACACUCCAGUUAUUAUCAAUACAACAGAACCUGCAGGGUCACAUGCUGCUUAUGACAUAACUUCCAUGGACUCUAAAUUAAAGUCGGGUACCACAAUAAGGUUUUCAGGAGCAAAAGUAUUGUAUGGAAGAAAGCCAGCUCCAGUAAUGGCUUCAUUCUCAUCUAGAGGACCAAAUAAGAUUCAGCCGUCAAUACUCAAGCCUGAUGUAACUGCACCAGGUGUGAACAUACUUGCUGCCUAUUCAUUGUUUGCAAGUGCAUCCAACUUAGUAACAGACAAUCGCACAGGUUUUCCAUUCAAUGUUAUGCAAGGAACUUCUAUGUCUUGCCCUCAUGUGGCCGGCAUUGCAGGACUUCUCAAAACAUUGCAUCCUAAUUGGAGUCCAGCAGCUAUUAAAUCGGCUAUCAUGACCACAGCAACCACACUAGAUAAGACAAACAGACCAAUUCAAGAUGCAUUUAAAAAAAAACAAGCAACUCCCUUUGCUUAUGGUUCAGGGCAUGUUCAACCUGACCUUGCAAUAGAUCCUGGACUUGUUUAUGAUCUAGGCAUUAAGGAUUACUUGAAUUUCCUAUGUGCUUAUGGAUACAACCAACAACUUAUUUCAGCACUUAAUUUCAAUGGUACAUUUGUUUGUUCCGGAUCUCACAGCAUAGAAGACUUUAACUACCCUUCAAUCACGUUACCGAAUCUUGGGUUAAAUGUCGUUAAUGUCACUCGGACGGUCACCAAUGUUGGGUCACCCGGCACAUAUGUAGCAAAAACCCAAUUGACUGGAUAUAAAAUUGCCGUUGUACCAAACUCCUUGACUUUCAAGAAAAUUGGUGAAAAGAAGACAUUCCAAGUUAUUGUGCAGGCAACAAAUGUGACUCCACGGAAGAAAUAUCAAUUUGGAAAUUUGCAAUGGACAGAUGGAAAACACAUUGUAAGGAGUCCUAUCACCGUUAAGCGCAAAUAAACGUUCCUGUUUCGUUCUGUCAGGAUAUUACAGUGUGCAUGCACAUGCCAAUGUAUUUGAGUAUUAGGAUUUCAUGUUAUCACUAGUUUGUGGGAUCUGGAUUGCAUGCAGUCAAAUCAGAUCUGAUAGUUUGAUUAGGAUCAGGCGGUUCUAAAUUAAAACAGACUUUUCUUUUUAUUUAAACUAGUUUAAGUUUGUACCGUCCGAUCUUAAUCAGACGGUCAGAUUUAAUUUGAUUGCAUGACUGCGACUGCAAUCCAUAUCCGUAGUUUGUGUGCCUUUUGUUAUUUUAUCCUUCUUUGGUUGUUUAUGUUUUAUUG